AGCUUCAGGGCCGUGGGGCUUCUACCUCUGCUACUUCCCCUUCUAAUCUCUCUCUCUCUCUGAGCGUCUCAUCGAUUUUCAGAAAAGAAAACAAAAAUGAAUAGCACAAUGAAAACGGUUCUCCUGAACUCAAAACUCAACUGUUCCCUUUAUGUGCGGGGUGCCCUGUUUCAUUCAACUCCUGUCUUGGAUCGUAAAAGACGCAACAGCUACUGGGAAUCAUCAUCCAGGAAUCACAACUAUUCGAAAAGGUCCAGAAGGAUACAUUCAAAACAAACAUUAUUGCGCAAUGUCAAUGAUUAUGCGGACUACCUAUUUCAGAAAUGGCAGAAUCCCGAUGAUUUGAAUGAGCCAUCUUCAAGUAGAGGCACCUCAUGGUUUAAAAAGCAAUACUCGGCCAACGGUUCCAAAAAGAAAUGGCGAGGCAAUCAAGGUCCCUCCAGUUGGGGCAGAAGAGAUUUCGACUUUUGUGAAGAUUAUGUAGAUGUAGAGACCAAUUUCCAGUCCAGGUUUGGCAGUAGUGGAUUCUUUUACUGGUCAUUCGUCAAUGAAGAUGAUUCACAGUGGAGAAGGUCUUCAAAUUACUCUGGGAAAUCUUGGAGUUGGAGACAUCGUAAAGAAGAAAAAUUUGAAUAUGAUUCUGAUAAUUCGGAGUCAGAUGAGAGGUUGGCCCUUGGAUUGAGUGCUGUGGGCCCUCUGAAGCUUGAAGAUGUCAAAAAUGCAUAUCGAUCCUGUGCACUGAAAUGGCAUCCAGAUCGUCACCAGGGAUCUUCAAAGGCUGCUGCAGAGGAAAAGUUCAAGCAUUGCAGCUCAGCUUAUCAAUCUUUAUGUGAUAAAUUAGCUAUGAAUUGAGGAUUCUUCAGCUCGGCUAGUUUUGUUAAACUUCAGAUGGUAGAUGUAACAAAUCACAAGAUUUUAAUGACACUGUUGUAAACCCCAGAGGCCCAGAUGAUAUUUGGAAGGUUGGUAGAUUUACCUUUAGGGAGAGUAACUGGGAUUCAUAGUGAAAUCAAUGAAAGAUGCAGAUAAGAGGGAUGCUUGCAUUGUUGGCAAAAUGGGCAGCGGGUGCAAUAAUCCUCCAGUGGUGGCGGUGGCAGGCGACUUUUUCUUUGCUGGAAGUACGAAGGCAUACUGUUUUAAUUUCUUGUGACAAUUAUUGUAGCUUUUCCUGAUUUUUGACAAGGUGAUAAAAGAUUUAUUUCUGAGAAAUGAACAAAGAUAUAUA
Molecule: messenger RNA, 1225 nt
Organism: Argentina anserina (silverweed cinquefoil)
Lineage: Eukaryota; Viridiplantae; Streptophyta; Magnoliopsida; Rosales; Rosaceae
Exons: 6
Coding region: 97-852 (251 amino acids)
Source: RefSeq, a predicted model, not a curated record